UGACAGUACAGUUGUGAAUUUGAUGUUUUGCUUUGGCUUUGCUUCACUCACUGCUUUUUUCUGCUGUUCAAAUUAAUGAUUGUUUCAAAGCAGAAUGUUCCUAGCAAGGGUAGUUUAAAUAGGUUUAAUGUAUUUCAUAUAAUGAGUUUGCCAUUCCACCUUCGUUGACUAGUGAAGAAACUGUUCGAGAAGUUAUUUCUUCUUGGCUACUGUGCGUAUAGUUACAAAGGCUUUUAUAGAGAUUUUAAGCGACAGGAUAUGACAAUAUUACAAUUAAGUAUUAUUUAAGUUGAUACUAAGUUUGAAAGUGAGUUAAGCACUAUGGAAGAACCACAACAAAAGAAACUGUAUUAUUGUUCAUACGAAGGCUGCGCGUCUUAUUUCGAUAGGCCUUAUAGACUGGCACAACAUUUUCUAGCUCACAAUAACAUUAGACCAUUCCCGUGUAAGGCACCUAAUUGCAACAAAGCAUACACAAGUAAAAGUCAUUUGGAUCGACACAUAUCUUCAGUACAUUUGCCCCAUGAAAAUGAUGUUGUUUACAGCUGUCCACAAUGUUUGAAAUCAUUUGCAAAUCGUCAGAAUCUCAAAAGGCAUAUGAACACAGUACACUUGGUGGAGUUUAUUUGCGAUAUUUGCAAAUUGGCCUUCAAGAAGAAAAAUCAAUUGAGUGCUCACAUGUAUGAACACACAGGCCUGAAAGCUUUCAAGUGUGAUCUAUGCUCAGAUACAUUUAUAAGUCUAUACUUGAAGAAGAGACACAUGAGAUAUCAUAAAACAUACACUUGUGAAGAAUGCAAUGUAGUUUUUAAUCAUUGGUCAAAGUACCAGAAACAUAAGAAAACUGAACAUGUUUCAAGUUACUCUUCAACACCUCGACAUCUAAAGUCAUUUAAAUCGUUAAUUGAGAGCAAUGUCACUGUUAUCCAACCAAGAUUUAGUUUAUGGGCCCCAGGUGGAGCCGAAUUGCGGUUAAUGCAGUCACCUUCGGCCGAAGACGACGCCGAAGUGUUUAUCUGUAAUGUAUGCAAAAAGACCUUUAAGGAAAAAGGUCAUAUGGUGAAGCACCUCAAAACACAUGGACAAAAGAGAAUUACUAAAACAUUCCCAUGCCCUUAUGAUGAUUGUUCAAGGUUUUAUUCAAGAAAAAGCAAUUUAAAACAACACAUUUUAGUAAAACACAUGAAGAUCCUUCAUGAAUGCAUGAUAUGCCAUGCACAGCUGUCAACAAAGGCAAAAUUGAAUUAUCACGUCCAAUUACACUACAGAGAAGGCGGAACACCAAUAGCAAAACCUAAAACUGAGAAAAACAAAGAGAGGAAACCAAGAAAAGAUGAAGGAAGUUUCAAAUUUUCAACAGCUCUGAAACUAUCUGGCUUAAACGAUGUUCCUGAGGAAUCAGACUCGGCCGCAGAGUCUACGGAAUCACCCAUCAAUUUGUCAGUAAAAUCUGAACACAUUGAAGUAGAAGUUGAUGUCCUUAUUUGAACUUUUUAAGUUAGCUGAAAUGACAAGUCCUAGUAAACGUGCAUCCAAUAGUGUGCUUUAUAAAAAGAUUAGUUUAACAUUGAUACUAGUGUGCAUAUAAGAACAAACUGAUUGAAAAAUGUAGGAGAAUCGAAGUCGCUGAUGAUGAUUGCAACAACAUUAGUAUGUUCAUGAGUGCAGAUUGAACAAAAUAUACAGUUUACUACUAUACUAUACUUUUAUAUGCACUUGUAUCAAAGCUUAACUAGUUUGUUACUGAAUGGGGCAUACAUCACUUUGUUUUUGUUAAAAACAAAACAGAGAUAUACAAACUGGUUUCCUGUUACAUGUAAAUAUGAUUUUAGUGAGAGAUCACAUAACUAAAUAGAACAACAUUUAUUUAAAUAUGUAUAUGUAUACAAUGACAAUUUUACUAGCAUAUACCUACUAGACAUAUAUAUAUUAUUUUUAAGUAGAUUUAAUGUUACUCAACAUUUCCUAUUAUUAUAAGUACAAUAUUAGAUCUUCAGAUAUUUUAAAAAUACCAUGUAUUAUAGGUAUACAACAUAUUACAUUUAUUUACUUUGUAAAACAUUGUAGUAGCAAAUACCUAAUCAAAAAUUAUGUUAGGUAAGCAGUUAAAAUCCUUGUUAAGCCUAUUUUUAAUUAUUGAUUUUAACUUUUUCACCAGGUAUUCAGAGGCUUAGACAGAAUCUCCAAACUCAUAAUUGACUUCAAAUACAUUUUAGAAAUCAUAUUAUAUCAUUCAUGCUGGCAUGGUGAUUUUGGGCUGAAAAAUAGUGUGAAACAAUUUUAUAUUAUCAGUGAGAUAUUAGAAAAUAAAAAGUACAGUCCAAUUAA
This is a messenger RNA of Helicoverpa armigera (cotton bollworm), 2328 nucleotides long. Its product is annotated as oocyte zinc finger protein XlCOF26. Gene Ontology annotation, molecular function: DNA-binding transcription factor activity; RNA polymerase II cis-regulatory region sequence-specific DNA binding. Gene Ontology annotation, biological process: regulation of transcription by RNA polymerase II. NCBI's taxonomy places the organism in Eukaryota, Metazoa, Arthropoda, Insecta, Lepidoptera, Noctuidae. The transcript has 8 exons. The record is from RefSeq and is a predicted model, not a curated record. The coding region runs from base 322 to 1488 and encodes 388 amino acids.